CGGAGGUUGUUUUGAACACGACCAAGUCGCUUCGCUGGUGGCUGACUUGUCCUUUCAAUUUGCAUUUGAUCCACUUCUUUCUUCUUCAACUACGCCACGAUUAAAACCUAGGUUAAGUUUUCAGUAGGGCAAUUCUCUCUCUUCUCUUCACAAUCUCUUCUGUAUCUUUCCACUGCCCACUGCUCUAGCCGGUCACAAUCAAGUCGCCUUGUAUUUCAAUUCACAUCAUGGCCAACAACACUCGCCUUCAGAAUCGUCGCAUCGGCGUCACACGCAAGAAUGCAGAUGAAAAUGCCACCAGCAAGCACUCUCGUCAGGCGUCUACCCAGGGAGUUGCAACUCGCGCCUCUGUUGUGCUAAAUGGCCUGAAGAAUGGCUCACAACGCCCAGCGCUUGGUGAGGUCACCACUACCGCGGUCAACCGCAAGGACGUUGCUGGUAAAGGCAAGGACGCUGUGAAAGAUGACGCGGGCCUCAAGCGUACACGGUCGUCGUCGCUCGCAGCCGCCACCGGACCACAACGCGUCCCUCUCGGGCCAGGUCGCACGGAGAGUGUCGCACAACGGCCUACUUCACGUGUAUCACGGCCAUCUGUCUUCAAACGCGCAUCGCGGCAGGAACCCGCUGUACCAGUAGUCAUUCCGGCUGAACAAGAACAGAAGGAGAACGAUAUGGACGUGGAAGAUAUCGAAGAGGACCCUGAGCUCAGCAUCAUAAAUGAGAAAGAGGUCGACGAGAUGGUGGGUGUACAGGAACAAGGUACUCCAGAACAAGAGGAGAAGUCCACCGUUGCGGUUGCGAAGUCGCCCCGUAUAUGGCCUGACGUGGAUACCGAGCGUGCCAUGAGACAUUAUAGAGAGAUCGCAGAGAUCCAAGAGACGUUUGAAGAUGAGGUUGACUAUCUCGACACAACGAUGGUCUCAGAGUACUCGGAGGAAAUUUUUAAAUACAUGAACGACCUCGAAGAUGAUGUGAUGCCAAAUCCUGACUAUAUGGAUGGUCAGAAUGAAAUCACCUGGGCAAUGCGCCAAACAUUGGUCGACUGGCUCCUCCAAGUGCACCUGCGCUGGCAUAUGUUACCGGAAACGCUUUGGAUCGCGAUAAAUAUCGUCGACCGUUUCCUCACGAGACGCGUCGUGUCCCUAGUCAAGCUUCAGCUUGUCGGUGUUACUGCCAUGUUCAUCGCCGCCAAGUACGAAGAGAUCCUCGCUCCCAGUGUCGACGAAUUCGUCUUCAUUACCGAGAACGGCUAUACGAAGGAGGAGAUCCUCAAGGGCGAGCGUAUCGUGCUGCAAACGCUUGACUUCAAGAUUUCGCAAUACUGCUCACCCUAUAGCUGGAUGCGCCGUAUCAGCAAGGCCGAUAACUAUGACAUUCAGACGAGGACGCUGGGCAAAUUCUUGACGGAGGUGACACUCCUAGAUCACAGAUUCUUGCGGUGUAAACCGAGUCUCAUUGCUGCGGUGGGGAUGUACAGUGCUAGGAGGAUGUUGGGUGGUGAUUGGAAUGAGUCGUUUGUGUUCCACUCUAGCUUCGUCGCGGAGCACCUCGAGCCCGGACACCAAUGGAUAUGCGAGAAGCUACUCGAAGACAACUUCGCGAGCCAGUACGUUUGCCAGAAAUAUGCCAACAAGAAGUUCCUGAAGGCGUCACUCUUUGCAAUCGAGUGGGCGAAAUCGAACGUGGACGAAGUCUAGGACUGGCGUAGUUAAGGCCCUGCGGCUAGAGAUAACUGCCAGGUCACGGCCUGAAUAUCCCUCUCGUCCAAAAGUUCAUGGGUUCCCGAUCUGCCUGCAUCUCAUCUCAUUCUGUGCUUGACAUACUGUUUCACUCUGGCAUCAUUGCAAUCUCAACUGUCUGAUUACG
Suillus discolor is the source of this 1866-nucleotide messenger RNA. Its product is annotated as cyclin. Bases 228 to 1697 code for a protein of 489 amino acids. The record is from RefSeq and is a predicted model, not a curated record. Gene Ontology annotation, biological process: G2/M transition of mitotic cell cycle; regulation of cyclin-dependent protein serine/threonine kinase activity. Gene Ontology annotation, molecular function: cyclin-dependent protein serine/threonine kinase regulator activity. NCBI's taxonomy places the organism in Eukaryota, Fungi, Basidiomycota, Agaricomycetes, Boletales, Suillaceae. Gene Ontology annotation, cellular component: centrosome; cyclin-dependent protein kinase holoenzyme complex; nucleus. The transcript is spliced from 5 exons.